AAAACGAAAACAUUGAUUUCACUUACAGUUUGGGACAAUAGCAGUGUUUAUAUCCAAAGCCAAUUUCUAAUACAAAUCCUCUGUUUGGCAAAUCCAUGAUGAAAGUUAAUCUGAAUAAUAAAAGCCCCCCAAAUUCUGUCUUGAGGAAAUAAAACCAGGUCCGUUACUGAUGGUUCAAGUGUGAUGACUUGACGAGGUGAAGGUCCAAAAUAUGUAUCUGUAUUAUUUGUAUUAUAUGUAUUCAUGAGAUUUGGACGAUCAUUAAGAAAAGCGAUGCACAAAGGGAAAAUUAGUAACCAGUUGGUCCCAGUUAGAUUCUGUUAGAUACAUUAACUGGCUGCUGGGCAAUAAUAAAAUCCCAGAGUUUUGUCUCACAGGCAGCUGCAGUCUCAACCUGCUAUACAGUUGGAAUGGUGUUGAGUAGUAGAAUAUCAAGCGUCGUGGUAAAACCACGGUUCAGAUUUUGGUUACUUUCCGAUUUUCAAUUUAUUGAUCAAGGCAGUGUUUGUACGCAGCACGAAAAUAAAUGCUUCCUGAGAGUCUAAUCAUGGGGGGGAAGUCCAUAAGUGUAGGGAAGACGAACCCCAUGUUUGUAGUCCACUUGCUGUUUUGACAGUGGUGCUAGCGAGUAGCACACGGAAUUCUAUGGUCGUGAUUUGGGGGAUCUAUUAAAUGACAUCGAGCUAUUAAGUUAACUCAAAAUCUGAAACAUUAAAUUUGAAGAAGAUGCAGGAUGACGCGCGCUACCUCAAACGCAAAGUGACUGCGGGCAGUUUAGAUGUCCAUCCCACAGAGAAGGCCCUUGUGGUCCACUAUGAGGUGGAAGCAUCUAUACUGGGAGAGGGUGGAGGCCAUAUGCUGGGUGAACGAAAGGAAGGACAAAAAAUCAUCCGAGUGAAAAGUCUUUCUCCCAGUACAGACGUGGGAGCUUUGGCCAAGAAAGUGAUGGAGGAGUGUAAACUCAUUCCUUCUUCCCGUUUGCCCCAGGUGGAGCAGCUCCUCUACUACUUGCAGAAUAGGAAAUCAUCCCCCGUGGAGGGCAAAAUGGAGAAGAAAGAGAAAAGAACCGUGAAACUUAGAGAGCUGACACCGUUUGAAGGCAUGGAGUUAAACGAGGAGGCCAGUAUAACCAGAGUGGAUGAGUAUAUUGAACUGCUCUAUGAAGGGAUCCCAGAGAAGAUCCGAGGCUCUGCUCUCAUUCUGCAGCUAGCCCGCAACCCUGAUAACCUGGAGGAGCUGCUACACAACGAGGCAGCCCUAGGUGCUCUCGCCAGAGUGUUGAGGGAGGACUGGAAACAGAGUGUAGAGCUUGCUACCAUCAUCAUUUACAUCUUCUUCUGCUUCUCCAGUUUCUCCCAGUUUCACAGAGUGGUAAGUCAUUAUAAAAUAGGUGCAUUGUGUAUGAGCGUGGUGGAACAUGAGCUGAAGAGAUACGAUGUAUGGCGUGAGGAGCUCCGCAAGAAAACCAAGGCUUGUGAGUCAGCGCCAGAGAAUGGCUCUCUAAGAAGAGACCAGGACAAAGCUGUGAGAAAAUACCAUGGCCUUCUGGCUAAGCAGGAACAGCUGCUCAGAGUGUCUCUUUACCUUCUAUUGAACCUUGCUGAGGACACCAGGACAGAGCUGAAGAUGAGGAAUAAAAACAUUGUUGGUCUUCUCGUUAAAGUCCUUGAAAGGAACGAUGAGGAGCUGCUGGUCCUGGUGGUUUCAUUCCUCAAAAAAUUGUCCAUCUUCCUGGAGAACAAGAAUGACAUGGCUGAGGUGGAUACUGUAGAACGAUUGGCUCGUCUGAUUCCCUGUGACCAUGAAGACCUGUUAAACCUGACUUUGCGUCUGCUGCUCAACCUCUCCUUUGACUCUGGACUCAGAGCCAAGAUGGUAGAAGCUGGACUGUUACCGAAACUGACUGCCUUGUUGGGCGAUGAGAACAAUCGUCAGGUAGUCAUGCGUAUCUUGUAUCACAUCAGCAUCGAUGACCGUUUUAAGGGGAUGUUUGUUUACACUGACUGCAUGCUUCAGCUAAUGCAAAUGCUGUAUGAGCAGAGUGAGGAGGAGAUAGAAGCUGAGCUUAUCUCCAUCUGCAUCAACCUGGCUGCUAACAAGAGGAAUGCACAGCUCAUGUGUGAAGGAAAUGGGUUAAAGAUGCUUAUGAAGAGAGCUCUGAAGAUGAAAGACUGCCUUCUGAUGAAGAUGAUCAGAAACAUCUCACAGCACGAUGGACCAACCAAACCAGUGUUCAUAGACUAUGUUGGGGACCUGGCAGCAGAGAUCCGUGCAGAGGAAGAGGAGGAGUGGGUUCUGGAGUGUCUAGGGACGCUUGCCAACCUCACUAUCCCUGACCUGGACUGGGAGUUGGUGCUAAAGGAAUACAACCUGGUACCUUACCUCAAAGACAGACUUAAACCAGGCUCAGCAGAGGAUGACCUUAUUCUGGAGGUGGUGAUAAUGAUAGGAACAGUUUCCAUGGAUGAUGCCUGCGCUGCCAUGUUGGCUAAAUCUGGCAUUAUUCCUGCCCUUAUCGAACUACUAAAUGCCCAACAGGAGGAUGAUGAGUUUGUGUGUCAGAUUGUCUACGUCUUCUAUCAGAUGGUGUUUCACCAAGCUACACGAGAUGUCAUCAUCAAAGACACACAGGCUCCAGCCUACCUCAUUGAUCUGAUGCAUGACAAGAAUGCUGAGAUCAAAAAAGUGUGUGACAACACCCUCGAUAUUAUUGCUGAGUACGAUGAGGAGUGGGGAAGGAAAAUUCAGUCAGAGAAGUUCCGUUUCCAUAACAACCAGUGGUUGGAGAUGGUCGAGAGUCGCCAAGCUGAUGAGUCUGAACCAUAUCUAUACGACAACGACAACGACAGGACUGAUCUGUUCUAUAGCGCAGAUGGAAUAACUCCAGCAGAUGGUUCAGUCAGCCCAGAUUUCUUCAGUGACCUACAGCCUCAAAAUGGAGACUUGCACCAUCCAGGAGAUGACAACGAAGUCUUUGAUCAGACCAGCUCCUCACCUGGACGACCAGCUACAGCUUAUGGCUUCAGACCUGAUGAACAACCCUUCUAUCAGUACUCAUAGAAACACACACACACACACACACAGUAUACCCUGUCAUCUUAGAUCCAUUCCUCCUCCACCUCUAACAUCUUCAGUUAGAACGUUCAGUGCUUUAAUCCCUCAUGACUGAAGGCAUCACAUUAGUAUAGUUACUGGGACAAUAACUGUGGUUACAUGGACAAUAUUUCUUUAAUCCAACUACAAUUAAUCUGAUUAGAGAUUCCAACUCUGAUAAAUCUGAUAAGACGUGUGUUUACAUGUCCCAGAGCAUUAAAUUAGAUUAUAGCUUUUUUGACUUGUGCAAAGUGGUGUCGACAGCUGUGAAGUGUCUAAUCUGUCAGUAAUAUAACAGGAGAACAAAAAGUAUAGAAGUGGAAGAGGUGAUUCUGCCUGUUCAUACAAUUUAGUACCAAGUAACAGAAGUGUAAGACAGGUUAUUUUCUGUAGCUACAAAUUACAGAUGUCCCCUAAACACCUCGUAUGUGGACAGAUCAGUAGACGCCACAAUUUACCCAUGCUCCCUAAACAUCUCAUACGCAGUCUACUGCUACUGGUAGUUGUUAGAGGUCGACCCAUAGUGGGUUUCUGAAAGCCGAUAACUGAAUGUCUAAGGCAAAGUAAUAGGCUAAAACAAUACAUAUGGCCCUGAACAUCAAACUUAAAGUAAUUAAUAGAAAAAUCUGGAACAGAACAUCAAACUAACCAUAACCCCAAAUUCCUUCCCAUCAGGCUAGUUCAGACCAGUCUCUUCUGUUUGAGAUGGUCACAUGAGGCAUUUUUAUUCUGAUUGGGCUAUUAUCCAGAUUAUUAGUGGAAUAUUAGAGUCCAUGUAAGUGCACCUAUUGAUCAUAGAGAUGCAUAUUACUGGUUAGGACUGACACACUACCACUGUAGAUUUUAAACUAGUUAUCAAAUAAACUGCAGUUCCAAGCAGUCACCUUUCAUUACCCAUUUCAUUUAUUCACCAUUAGGUUAAACAGAUAAUAGUUAGUCUUCCUAACCCAGUGGCUACAGCCCUCUGAUAGUGACUUCCCAGUGGGUCAGCAAAUAAUUUAAAGACUGUGAACAGACUUCACAUUUCUAAUAAUAUACUUUAUGUUAAUAUGUUUUUGCAUGUUUUCCUAUAUUAUAAUGAAUAUUUGUUGCCUCUUCAAAUCCACUGAAAAAAGAUUAGUGAAAUGUUUUCUUACAUUCCAUUGUUGAACAGUUUGAAAUCCACCAGUUUGACUCGUCACUAUGUCAGCAUGCUAACCUACAUUAUGAGUAACACUAACACUACACACAGUGAUUUUAUUAACAUGCACAUAGUUUUCUUUUGUCCAUGUCACUGUGAAAUUGGUGCAGCGUUGUCAUUGAUCCGUAAAACUUGGGGUGCUUUCACACUGGAAAACUUGUCUUGUAUGUGGAUGUCUUCAUGAUGUCAUUAUGACAUUUUUACAUUGUUAGUGAGAAAAACAAAGACAGCUAAGACUCACUGAUGUUUGAACAGAGAGAAACAUUCAGGCCCAAUGAGCAAGGAGGGCAGUGAUGAAGGGCUGCUUGUUUUUGCUUUUCUGCAGCCCUCAUAGGUGGUUGUGGUUACAUCACUCAGCCAUUAUUUUCCAUUUUCCGCAUGUCAAAAUACUCACCAGCCUUGUCUCCAGGCAACAGCAGUCAAAAGCUGCACUUUGAUGAGGAAAGCGUCACCACAGAUUGAUAAAACCAUCUGAGCAGCACGUUUAUGACAAAGGGAGGCAGUCAAAUUCAAAAAGCAAACCCAUUGUGAAAGUGUCUUAAGAAAUAAUGGGUCUGCGUUGAAGCUUUAAAUGUUGUGCCACCAUAUUUCUCUGGUCAUUUCUGUGGCCACCACUCAGUGUGUUCUGUAUGUUUCUGAUGUAGAACCAUAACAGUAUUAUCUUUUUUCAGUGAUGAGAAAAGUAGAAACCCUGUCACUGCAGAAGCGAUGGGCCCUCUCUUUCCAACUGUAUAUACUGUAUGUAACUACUCCAGACUGUUUAUAAAGAUGCACGACGCGUCUCCACUUCCUCCCACCAUACAAAAUUAAGCUGUGUAUACAGGUGUAUGACCUGUACUGAAGCCAGCCACCAGGGGGCGAUCCAGAUGUUUCGGUUUCACUUUUAGGGAGCUGCAAAGUCAUCCAUCUUUAUAAACAGUCACUGGUCACUACAUAAUAAAAUUAUGUUACUGACCUGCCACCAUACAGCCCUUGCACUGGGGUGUUACAUUGGAGUGCACCUGAAUGAAGCAUUCGUUAAAACGGGGCUUCCACUCACCAUGUCAGUGUUAACUGCAGGAAGUCACAGGUCCUUUGAGUCAUUGUCAGCACAUGUAGCAGCUAGCAACAGGGCCAGACAAAGUACCAGGGUUUCUGUUAUUCUGGUCACUGAUAGUACACCUGCUUAGUGUUAUUCUUAGUUUGUAUAGGAGGAGAUAAGAGAAUCCACCUUCCUUAAAUGAACUGGCUUUAAUAGUAGGAGAGAAUCCUCCAGCUUUCCAUUCUUGCUGAUUAAAAAGAAAAAUGAUAUCCAUAAUCCUCAUUGGCCCAUGUCUAGUUCUCUCUGGCUGUUUGAAUAGCGAGAUAGUAUGCAAGUUUUGGCAUGUGCAGUGUUUGAUAUGCACAUGUAAUUAUCCUACUUGUUGAAUCAUAUACACUAACAGUAUUCAAUAUUGAGUACUUAUUUGGACAUUUAAGUAGUUGGGACAGAGCUAAGAAUGUCAUCCCAUACAUUUACUCUACAUCCAGCAUAUAAGGCGCAAUGUCAUUGCUCAUCAUGCCUCUGGCUUCUCCCUGUUUUAACAGCAGUGAGAUCAGGAGACUUGGGGCCAUGGGGAUGAAUGUGUCAACUUAAGUCAACAUUAUUGGCAUAAUUUCAUGUUUUAUUGGUACACUAACUGACAAGUACAAUUUAAAAAUGCAACGGGUAAUGUGACUCUCUUGAUUCUCACCAAUUUAAAUACUGAGGCUAGCUUGGUUAAGGGAGCAAAUAAUGUACCCUUGAAUAUGGCACUUACUGCUAGGCAACAGAGCGUGUCUGAAUGUAUAAAUGUUAUCAGAGCAGUAUAGACACCCUUUUCAAAACUAAAGUAUGUUGACUAAACUACAUCUGAAAUGGAGGGUCACACAUACUGUUUAACAGGCUGUUACUUCUAGGCAUAUUUGCACAUAGAGUUAAAAUUUGAUGCAUGUCAUGUUUUCUUUUUCAUUGUAAGUUAUUGUUAAUCUGUGUAUAUUAUUGUGUUUUUUUGAUAAUUGAUUUUAUUGCUACUUAACAAGACACUGUAAACUUAAGCAAGUACUGUAGAUAAACUCCAUCUCUCUCACUGUCUUUCAUCCUCAGGUUCUUUAAUAAAAAAAAUAAAUCCCCCGUU
Molecule: messenger RNA, 6408 nt
Organism: Epinephelus moara (kelp grouper)
Lineage: Eukaryota; Metazoa; Chordata; Actinopteri; Perciformes; Serranidae
Product: kinesin-associated protein 3-like
Exons: 20
Coding region: 727-3060 (777 amino acids)
Biological process (GO): microtubule-based movement; cilium organization
Cellular component (GO): ciliary transition zone; kinesin II complex; axoneme
Molecular function (GO): kinesin binding
Source: RefSeq, a predicted model, not a curated record